Gadus macrocephalus (Pacific cod) is the source of this 2760-nucleotide messenger RNA. Its product is annotated as kinesin-associated protein 3-like. The record is from RefSeq and is a predicted model, not a curated record. Gene Ontology annotation, molecular function: kinesin binding. Bases 465 to 2660 code for a protein of 731 amino acids. Gene Ontology annotation, biological process: microtubule-based movement; cilium organization. The transcript has 20 exons. Gene Ontology annotation, cellular component: ciliary transition zone; axoneme; kinesin II complex. NCBI's taxonomy places the organism in Eukaryota, Metazoa, Chordata, Actinopteri, Gadiformes, Gadidae.
CAGGGCGGAUAUGUGGCUCAGGAGGGACUCUUCAGGUACAGCGGGUUGGCUGGUAACCAGAAGGUUGCUAGUUCGAUCCCCGGCUCCUCCUAGCGGAGUGUCGAGGUGUCCCUGAGCGAGACGCCUCACCCUGACUGCUCCUGACCAGCUGGCUGUCGUCCUGAGGGGCUGACACUGUUUGUGUCGGUGUGUGUGUGUGUGUGUGUGUGUGUGUAUGGAUGGCUGAAUGUGAGGCAGUAUUUGUAAAGCGCUUUAUGGGCCACUGGUCAGUAAAGCAGGGUAUGAAUGCAGUCCGUUCACAUUCACACCAGUUUAGCUCCUAGCGUUUGGAUUAUCUCAUGACGUCAUCACACUACAUCUAAAGGAAGGUGCGUGCUGGCAGUCUAGACGUCCACCCCACAGAGAAGGCCCUGGUGGUGCAGUAUGAGGUGGAGGCCUCCAUCCUGGGGGAGGGAGGAGACCCCAUGCUGGGGGAGCGCAAGGAGGGCCAGAAGAUUAUCCGGGUGAAGAGCCUCUCCCCCAGUACUGACGUGGGGGCGUUGGCCAGGAAGGUGGUGGAGGAGUGCCGCCUCAUCCCGCUGUCCCGCCUCCCCCAGGUGGAGCACCUCCUGCACUACCUGCAGAGCAGGAGGCCCGCCGAGGGCAAAGUGGACCAGAGCAGUCAGCUGCUCAGACCCAGGGAGCUGUCUCCGUUCGAGGGCCUGGAGGUGGGGGAGGAGGCCUCCAUCUCCCAGGUGGAGCGCUACGUUGAGCUGCUCUACGAAGGACUUCCUGAGAAGAUCAGAGGCUCCGCCCUGCUGCUGCAGCUGGCCCGUAACCCUGACAACCUGGAGGAGCUGCUGCACAACGAGACGGCUCUAGGGGCACUGGCCCGGGUUCUCAGGGAGGACUGGAAGCAGAGUGUGGAGCUGUCCACCAUCAUCAUCUACAUCUUCUUCUGCUUCUCCAGUUUCUCCCAGUUCCAGGCGGUGGUGUCCCACUAUAAGGUGGGGGCUCUCUGCAUGGCGGUGGUGGAACAUGAGCUGAGGAGACACGACCUCUGGAAGGAGGAGCUCAGCAAGAAGAACAAGGCCUGCGAGGCGGUCCCGGAGCAGGGCUCCCUGCGGCGGGACCAGGAGAAGGCGGUCAGGAAGUACCGCAGCCUGCUGGCCAAGCAGGAGCAGCUGCUCAGAGUGUCUCUCUACCUGCUCCUGAACCUGGCGGAGGACACUCGUACCGAGCUGAAGAUGAGGAAUAAGAACAUGGUGGGUCUCUUGGUCCGGGUCCUGGACCGCGAGGACCCAGAGCUGCUGGUCCUGGUGCUCUCCUUCCUCAAGAAGCUCUCCAUCUUCCUGGAGAACAAGAACGACAUGGCCGAGGUGGAUACAGUGCAGCGAUUGGCUCGCUUCGUGCCGUGUGACCACAAGGACCUGCUGAACCUGACGCUCCGCCUCCUCCUCAACCUCUCUUUCGACUCAGGCCUCCGGACCAAGAUGGUGGAGGCCGGCCUGCUGCCCAAACUCACCGCCCUGCUAGGGGACGCCACCCACCGGCAGGUGGCCAUGUGGAUCCUGUACCACAUCAGUGUGGACGACCGGUCGAGGUCCCUGUUCGCCUACACAGACUGCAUCCCCCAGCUGCUCCAAAUGCUGUAUGACCACGGGGAGGAGAAGAUGGACAUUGAGCUCAUCUCCUUCUGCAUCAACCUGGCAGCCAGCAAGAAGAACGCCCAGAUCAUGUGUGAAGGCAACGGGCUGAAGAUGGUGAUGAAGAGGGCUCUGAAGAUGAAGGACUGCCUCCUGAUGAAGAUGAUCAGAAACAUCUCCCAGCACGACGGACCCACCAAGGCCCUGUUCAUAGACUACGUGGGCGACCUGGCAGCCCAGAUGGCGGCGGAGGAGGAGGAGGAGUUUGUUGUGGAAUGCGUCGGAACGCUGGGGAACCUGACUGUCCCGGAGCUGGACUGGGAGCUGGUCCUCAGAGAGUACAACCUGGUGCCCUACCUCAAGGACCACCUAAAACCAGGCUCUGCGGAGGACGACCUGAUCCUGGAGGUGGUGAUCCUGGUCGGGACCGUCUCCAUGGACGACGCCUGCGCCGCCAUGUUGGCUAAAUCCGGCAUCAUCCCUGCCCUCAUAGAGCUGCUAAACGCCCAGCAGGAGGAUGAUGAGUUUGUGUGUCAGAUCAUCUACGUCUUCUACCAGAUGGUUUUCCACCAGGCGACGCGCGACGUCAUCAUUAAGGACACCCAGGCGCCGGCCUAUCUGAUUGACCUGAUGCACGACAAGAACACGGAGAUCAGGAAGGUGUGCGACAACACCCUGGACAUCAUCGCUGAGUAUGAUGAGGAGUGGGGCCGCAAAAUCCAGUCGGAGAAGUUCCGUUUCCAUAACAACCAGUGGCUGGACAUGGUGGAGAGUCGCCAGGCAGAGGAGGGCGAGGCCUAUCUCUAUGACAACGACAACGACCGCACAGACCUCUUCUACAGCGCUGAUGGUAUCACUCCUGGUGACGGCUCCAUCAGUCCCGAUUUCUACAACGACCUCCAGUCCCAGAACGGAGAGGAUCCUCCUGCAGGGAACUACCGGGAUGUGUUUGACCAGACCAGCUCGUCUCCAGGGCGACCGGUGACUGCCUACGGCUUCAGACCAGACGAAGACCCCCGAUACCAGUACACAUAGAGACCAGUACACAUAGAAACAGCACACAUAGAACCAGUACAUAUACAUACUCACAUAGAAACCAGUACUCAUACAGACCAGUACACAUAGAGACCAGUAC